CCUCUGCUAACCUGUUACAUCUGAGCUUAAUUCAUUUUUUAGCAACAGGACAAUGGGAGAUUCUGAAGGAAGUAGUAAACCAUUAUUCAAGAAAAGAACUGUGUUUGCCAAAGCAAAUCGAAAACGACAGUCAAGCAGUGAUGAAGAUUCAGAUCCUGACAAAGCCUCUGUUGUUGUAAAAAAAUUCCGUAAAAAUGCUUACAAUGUGAAUACUCAAAGCACGAAAGUAGCAAGGAAAAAUGUACAGAUUGAAAACAGCUCUGAAGACUCGGAUGAUGAAUCUAAAAAGCUAUCUGUAUCCUAUAAAUCACGAAAAACAGCAGAAUCUGAAGCUCCAAGAGACAUGGGUGCCACUGCAACCCUUGAAAUUGAAACGGAGCAUGAUAGAGAUGCUCAAGCGAUUUAUGAGAAAUCUCUUGAAGUGAACAAAGAAUUGAAAGGCAAGGAAGAUGAUAAAAUUUACCGAGGUCUUGCAAACUACACGCAGUUUUAUGAAAAACGUGACACUGCCCAAGGUAACGCUGCAAGUGGAAUGGUCAGGAAAGGUCCAAUCAGAGCACCAGCUAACUUGAGAGCGACUGUAAGAUGGGAUUAUCAGCCUGAUAUAUGUAAAGAUUACAAAGAAACUGGAUUUUGUGGUUUUGGUGACAGUUGUAAAUUUUUACACGAUCGAACAGAUUAUAAGUUUGGUUGGCAGCUGGAGAGAGAGACUCAAGCAGGAGGCGGAAAUGAUGAAGAUGAUACAAAGUAUGAAAUUGACUCAGAUGAAGAUGACCACUUACCCUUUAAGUGCUUCAUUUGCCGCGAUUCAUUCAAAGAUCCUGUCGUUACGAAAUGUAAACACUAUUUCUGUGAAAAGUGUGCUUUGACAAAUUACAAAAAAUCUACUCGAUGCUACGUGUGUAAUACACCCACUGGUGGUUUUUUCAAUCCAGCUCACGAACUCAUUGCCAAAAUGAAUGCUGAACCAUCAGCUCCAUCAGUUUGCCCAAGCUCAAAUGAAGAUUCUGACUAAUUUAUUCGUCAUCUACCUGGAGUUGAGUGCAACAAAAGUCAACAGUUAGAAAAGAUUCAAGUCCUAAAAACGCAGCUACUCCUGAAACAAGAACUACUGCAGAAGUACUGGAAUAUGAGCUGUUUUGACUACCUCAAGGAGUGAUUAA
Molecule: messenger RNA, 1163 nt
Organism: Bemisia tabaci
Lineage: Eukaryota; Metazoa; Arthropoda; Insecta; Hemiptera; Aleyrodidae
Gene: mdlc
Product: RING finger protein mdlc
Biological process (GO): snoRNA splicing
Cellular component (GO): U2-type spliceosomal complex
Molecular function (GO): metal ion binding
Source: RefSeq, a predicted model, not a curated record